AUGGAUUCUGGGAAUAGUGGAAGUAUGCAAUCCUCCAGCGGCGGCGACGAUGAGUUUGACUCACCCUCCGACUCUAUCUCCGCCUCCGCCGCCUUCACUUCUUUCCCCCAAAACUUCCAUUCUCAAUCCUCCUCUGCCGCCGCCAUCUUUGAUCCUCUCUCCAAUUUAUUUGAUCCUCGAUCUUCACACCUUUCUAAUCAAAACCCACUCCUCAAUCUCGAUAUGCUUUGGUCCCGAACCGUCAGAUCCGACCAAAUACCCUCCGAUCUCCACCCUCCACCUCCCAAUUCUGCAACCACCGAUCACAAUUUAUCCCCAAUUUCUAAUAAUUACUCUGCCGUCCACAAUUUCAGUCACCCAUCUGACGCUACUAAUUCCUUCACUCCCUCUGAUCACACUGAUUUGCAAAACAUUCCUAAUAAUUGUGCCAACGCCGGUGCCAGCGGUGGUGGUGGUGCGGUGAACACUGGUAGAAACUCCAAGAAGCGGCCGAGAGCGUCACGACGAGCUCCGACGACGGUGUUAACGACGGAUACGACGAAUUUUCGUGCUAUGGUUCAGGAAUUUACCGGAAUUCCAGCUCCGCCGUUUACAGCUUCUUCAUCUUCUUCUCCGUUUACGAGAAACGCUGGGGCGAGAUUUGAUCUGUUCAGUGGUGGUGGUAGUAACAGAACAUCAUCUUCUGCACAUUUAGACGUUGUACCUAAUUCCACACAACAGACUUACCUUCUCCGACCAUUUGCACAAAAAGCGCCGUUUCUUUCUCCGUCGCCUUCGACUUUUCUCGCCGGCAGCAAUUUGCAAAACCCAAUUUUUGAUAUUCAAAACAUGUUUCAAUCCAACCCCAAAUUGAUUCCUUCGUCCAAUGAACAGAAUCUCAAAAUGGGUAUCUUCGAGGAGUUCGGUUUAACUACCCACGGUGGUCAUGGCCUCUCACCGGCCGGUCAAGGCUUACCCAGAAGCAACGGAAACCACAACAACAACAACAACAACGGCAACCAUCAUACUCCGGCGAACUGGGUCAUGGGCGGCGGCGGUGGAGAACCGAAUCAACAAGGUAUCAAUUUAAGAUCUAGUAACGGAAAUCUGAACGGGAAAUUGAUCAGGUACGCCGCCGGUGGUGGAAAUUCGUCGGGAUUUCUCGGUGAUAAAGCGGUGGAGAAUUUAAGAGGUAGAAAUGAAGGUAUGGUGGAACCAUGGAUUUGUUCUUCUGAUUAG
Cucumis sativus (cucumber) is the source of this 1218-nucleotide messenger RNA. RefSeq lists its product as uncharacterized. The coding region runs from base 1 to 1218 and encodes 405 amino acids. NCBI's taxonomy places the organism in Eukaryota, Viridiplantae, Streptophyta, Magnoliopsida, Cucurbitales, Cucurbitaceae. The transcript has a single exon. The record is from RefSeq and is a predicted model, not a curated record.